AUGAUAGUCCCGUUAUUUAAAAAAGCUGCGAUAAACCAAGGAAAUUCUCUCCGAACUGCUAAUUGGUGGUCGGAGAUGUUAGCCGCGUGCGAGUCAGGCGAGGUGUUCGCGCUGUUGGAGGCGCGCGAGACCCUCGACAAUAUCGCAGCGCUCUACAACAGCGUGCGUGAGCCCUGGCUCACGCGCUCGCUGCUGAUGUACCACUCGCGCACCGGAUCCGCGCGCGCGCUCGAGCUACUCGUCCGCGCGCCCGACGCGCACGCGCGCCACCUGCUCGACGCGCUGCACGAGCAGCUGCGCGGCGACCUGACCGCGCGGCUGCACGCGCUGGCCGCGCUGGCGCCGCUGGUGGCGCGCCGCCCGCCCUGGCUGCACCGCCUGCCCGCGCACCCGCUGGCGCGCGAGCUGCUGCGCACCGCGCGCCUCGAGCGCGAGCUGCUGCCGCUGCUAUACGCCCUGCUGGCGCUGGCCGCGCUGCUGCCGGCCGAGCCCGCGCUGGCGGCGCCGCACUGGCCCGACCUGGCCGACGCGCUGCUGCGCCCCGCCGCGCUCGACCUACCGCCGCCCGCGCGCGACCACCUGCAGCUGGCGCAGCUCGCGCUCUUCCAUGCGCUCUACACCACACACCCCUGCACGCUGCUCGAGACGUUGCGCGCCGAGUGUGCCGCCGGCGACAUGCGUGAGCUGUGGGAGCGCGGCGUGGCGCCGCUGCUGCGCUGCGUGCGCUUUCAUCCCGCACUGGUCACAGGCUCGCGCCAGCUGGAGGCCGACGCCACGCGCCUAGCACGCCUCGAAAUAUACGACGUGUUAGCCGAGGGUGGGCGGGCGGUCGAGGAGCGCGCGCCGGCGCCCGCGCCCGCGCCCGAGGCGCCGCCCUCCCCUGCGCCCGGAUCCGGUGCGCACGCCACGCGUGCUGCUUCUGCGCUGCGGCCCGGCGCCGAGCCCUGGUUCGCGCUGGGCGACCGCUGCGGCGCCGAUUCCGCGCCCAACACUCCGCUGCCGACCGACGCCGACGCCGCGGAGCCACCGGAGGCCGCCGUCGAGGCCACACCCGAGAAUACGCCCGCCAAGGAGACGAGGGCACAAUUCCGCUUCCCCACCGAAUCUGCCGUGGUGCGCGCCAUCGGACGGCGCUCGCAGCCGCCGUCGCCGCUGCGCAAGGAGACGUCGCCCCCGGCGGGCGGCGUGGGGGGCGGGGAGGGCUACGCGGCCCGGCUGGCGCGCGUGGCGCUGGAGCGGCGCGCGGCGGAGUCGCCGGUGGCGUUCGGCGGGGGGCCGCCGCCGGCGGGCGCAGUGGCGCGGCCCGAGCCCAGCCGCGCCGCGCCCGCCGCCGACCCGGAGCCGCUGAACAUAGAGGACCGUGAGGUGCUGGAGCUCACGGAGCGCGCGCGCGCCGAGCGCGCGUGGGUGGGCGCGGACACGAGGACGCCGGUGGCAAGGGACCCGCGCGCGGGCGAGGGCGGGCGGCGCGCAGGGGCGGGGGCGGGCGGGGCGCGGCGCGCGGCUUCGUGCUCGCCGCGCGCGCAGGGUGGCCACGCGGUGUCGGUGGCGGUGCAGACGCUGGAUGUGUGGCCGGCGCCCUACGAGUUCCUCAUAGCAGACUUCUAUCGCAAUCUCUCUGAAGAAAACCGAAAACAGUGCUCUAGCGACAAAAUAGACGAGCCGGUCCCUCCGUGCGAGCGCCUCGACAACUACCUGUCGGAGCUGUACUCGGGUCGCGUCGCCGCCAGCUCGUCCGAGCUCGCCGAGCAGCUCGCGCUCGUGCAUGCGCAGCUUAUGUACGAGCGCUGGCGGCGCGAGGCCUACGCCGAGCGCAACCGCCGCCUGCUGGGCCGCUGCCGCCAGGCGCGCGCGCUUGAGCUGCAGAACGCGGCGCUGCGCGACCGUCUGCGCGACGCCCAGCUCGAGCGCGACGAGACGCUGCAGCGCCUGGCGCGCGCCGCGCCGCCCGCCGCGCCCGCCGCCCUCGCCUCCGAGCGCGAGCUGCGCCUCGAGGCCGCGCUGGCCGAGGAGAGCGCCGCGCGCCUGCGCGCCGAGGCGGCGCUGCACGAGGCCGAGGCGCAACGCGCGCUGGACGCGGCCGAGCUGCGGCGCACGCGCGGCGAGCAGUUCGAGGCGGCGCGCCACGUAGAGGCGCUGGCGCGCGCCGCGCUGGCGGCCGAGCGGCGCGGCGAGCACGUGCGGCGGCUGCGACGCGAGCUGCUCGUGCUGGCCGAGCGCGAGGCGCGGCUGGGCGAGGCGGUGCGCGCGGCGUGCGGCGCGGCGGCGGGCGCGGCGGCAGCGCGCGCGGCGGCCGAGGAGCGCGCGCUGCGGGCGGCGCUGGCGCGCGCGGAGGCGGAGGCGGAGGGCGCGGCGGCGCGCGCGGAAGCGGCCGCGGCGCGCGCGCACGAGCUGGAGGCGGCGCUGGGCGCGCGCGACGCGGCGGUGGGCGAGCUGAAGCGCGCGACGCGGCACGCGGCCGAGGAGCACGCGGCGCGGCUGCGCGCGCUGCAGGACAAGUGCGCGGCGCUGGCGCGCGUGGUGCGCGCGGGCGAGGGCCGGCGGCUGGAGUGGCUGGCGGAGGCGGGUGCGGGGGUGGGGGCGGGGUCGGCGGCGGGGCGCAGC
Molecule: messenger RNA, 2604 nt
Organism: Brenthis ino (lesser marbled fritillary)
Lineage: Eukaryota; Metazoa; Arthropoda; Insecta; Lepidoptera; Nymphalidae
Source: the annotation of a GenBank genome assembly